Messenger RNA from Equus quagga, 2098 nucleotides. RefSeq names its product cell adhesion molecule 4 (gene CADM4). The transcript has 9 exons. NCBI's taxonomy places the organism in Eukaryota, Metazoa, Chordata, Mammalia, Perissodactyla, Equidae. Gene Ontology annotation, molecular function: vascular endothelial growth factor receptor 2 binding. The record is from RefSeq and is a predicted model, not a curated record. Bases 33 to 1196 code for a protein of 387 amino acids. Gene Ontology annotation, cellular component: cell-cell contact zone. Gene Ontology annotation, biological process: regulation of Rac protein signal transduction; regulation of wound healing; negative regulation of peptidyl-tyrosine phosphorylation.
UGCUUGGAGACAGUCAGACUCGCCAGCGCCCAAUGGCCUGUGGCACCAGGACCCAAGCACCCACUGGUUCCUGCCUGUGCAGACGCCAGAUCCGGGCAGGACAGGAAGUACAAACGGAGAAUGUGACAGUGGCCGAGGGUGGGGUGGCCGAGAUAACCUGCCGUCUGCACCAGUACGAUGGGUCCAUAGUUGUCAUUCAGAACCCAGCCCGGCAGACCCUCUUCUUCAACGGCACCCGAGCCUUGAAGGACGAGCGUUUCCAGCUUGAGGAGUUCUCCCCGCGCCGGGUGCGGAUCCGGCUCUCAGAUGCCCGCCUGGAGGACGAGGGGGGCUAUUUCUGCCAGCUCUACACGGAGGAUACCCACCACCAGAUUGCCACGCUCACUGUACUGGUGGCCCCCGAGAAUCCGGUGGUGGAGGUCCGGGAGCAGGCGGUGGAGGGCGGCGAGGUGGAGCUCAGCUGCCUCGUGCCGCGAUCCCGCCCGGCUGCCACCCUGCGCUGGUACCGGGACCGCAAGGAGCUGAAAGGAGUGAGCAGCGGCCAGGAAAAUGGCAAGGUCUGGAGCGUGGCGAGCACAGUGCGGUUUCGCGUGGACCGCAAGGACGACGGCGGUAUCGUCAUCUGCGAGGCGCAGAACCAGGCGCUGCCCUCCGGCCACAGCAAGCAGACGCAGUACGUGCUCGACGUGCAGUACUCCCCCACGGCCCGGAUCCAUGCCUCCCAAGCUGUGGUGAGGGAGGGAGACACGCUGGUGCUGACGUGUGCUGUAACGGGGAACCCCAGGCCAAACCAGAUCCGCUGGAAUCGCGGGAAUGAGUCUUUGCCGGAGCGGGCCGAGGCGGUCGGGGAAACGCUGACGCUGCCCGGCCUGGUCUCAGCGGAUAAUGGCACCUACACCUGCGAGACGUCGAACAAGCACGGCCACGCGAGGGCGCUCUAUGUGCUCGUGGUCUAUGACCCCGGUGCGGUGGUAGAGGCUCAGACGUCGGUGCCCUACGCCAUCGUGGGCGGCAUCCUGGCGCUACUGGUGUUUCUGAUCAUCUGUGUGCUGGUGGGCAUGGUCUGGUGCUCGGUACGGCAGAAGGGCUCCUAUCUGACCCAUGAGGCCAGUGGCCUGGAUGAGCAGGGAGAAGCAAGAGAAGCCUUUCUCAAUGGCAGUGACGGACACAAGAGGAAAGAAGAAUUCUUCAUCUGACCCCACCUCCACCCUAGGCGUGGGCCUGGGCUGGGGUCCACCCCACUGCCAGCUGCAAAGACAUUUACCAGAGUCUGGGAUGGUGGGCUUCCCCCACCACUAACACCUCAGACACUUGGGCAGGGAUGGGGGUGUCAGAAGCCUGAGGCUCUGCAAGGGCCAGAAGCAACGGCCCAGAGGUCUGGGUCCCCCAGGGGGUAGGGCCCAAAGGUCCAGACCCCCCAAGUCCAGGGAGGGUGGUAGGGAUUGGGUUGGGGGAAAAUAACUGGGGGAAGGCCAGGGCCCCUAGGCUGCAGAACCAGGUCUUGUGGGAGGGGAUCAGAUUCUGGGAAGGGCAGGGUGGGCAGGGAAGGGGAAUGCAGAUUUCUUUGGGGGUCCCAGACCCCAUGCCAGCCAUUGUAGGAGUUCCACAGAGCUCUGGGCACCUCUUUGCAAAGCCAUGUUUGCACGGUGGGGGUAAGGGUGGGGGGAGGGCGUGGAAACAGGGAUUCUGUGUCUUUGUGUCAUAACUUUGAUGGGAGCGGUGAGGGAGACAGCCCCGACACUUUUCUCCAAUUCCCCUCCCCCCCCAGUUCCUGGGCUCCCCUUCCCUUCUCCCCCUCCCCCUACAUCAGUCCCACCCAUUUUUGUCUCUGUCCACCCACUCCUGGGGGGGCCUUCCCCAUCUCUCCUCCAGGCCCCCCGGGGAGGGGGAAAGGAGUUUGGGUGGGUGGGUUGGUCUCUAUGGUUUUAUAUAUAAUAUAUUAAAAAAAAUCAAAAAUCUGUAUGAAAAUAUCAGAUUGUGCCCCCCCAUUCCUAGCUUUUGCCCCUUUUUCUUGUUUAAAAAAAAAAGCAAACACAUUUUGUAUGGGGCCGGGAGGGGAACGGGGAGGGGGUUUGGCAAUCCCACUAACCACCAUUAA